GUCUCUAUAUACUUUGAUAAUAUAACUAAGCAUAAAUCUCAAAUUGACCCUUCCCGCUCUACAGAUUUGGCAAUUUGCACCACCAGAAAUUUGCACCAAAUUUUUAGUUCGCGUUUAUUUACAUCCACAGAUACCCAUACCACAUCAACCUUAAUCAUGCCAAAGUAUCCUGAACCACAAAAAUUGAAGGAAAGGUACUCUCCAGUGAAGAGGAUUCCAUCAUUUGAUCAUCUGCGUGAUAAUUCUAAAAAAUAUGAAGUUUUCGCUGUUGAACCAUCACGAAGUAAAUUAUCUCAUAGUGUUCUGCCAAAGAGAAGAGUUGCAGUAUCUGAAAGUAUAACUACAAAUACAAAUACAAAUACAAAUACAAAUACAAAUAAGACUCUAGGCAAUACAAUAACAUUAUCUAAAUUUUCUCCCAUCAAGAGAAGUGGAUCCCCCAUACGCCGUCAACAUAUAAAUGAUAUUGAACAAGAGGCAAGGAAUAAUGAGAUUUCUGCACUUGAUACCACUAAACCAAAGUCAGUUACAUUUUCAGAAGAAACUCACUAUAAUAAUAAUGAUAAUAAUAAGAAUAAGAAUAAUAAUGAUAAUGAAGAAUCUCGACUAUUUGUGGCAUCUUCAAGUACUUCGUCAAUUACAGCAGGUGAAAAACAAAUUAAAGGUGGGAUUUCUGGAGAUCAAUUUAUGUAUCUCUUAAGAAGAAUAAAUGAGAUUCAAAAUACUCAAUUACAAAUAAUAGCAAAACUUGAUAGAUUAGAGAAUAAAUUACCUUGAAAUGUAUUUUUUUUUCUAUAUAAA
This is a messenger RNA of Scheffersomyces amazonensis, 801 nucleotides long. RefSeq lists its product as uncharacterized. NCBI's taxonomy places the organism in Eukaryota, Fungi, Ascomycota, Pichiomycetes, Serinales, Debaryomycetaceae. The record is from RefSeq and is a predicted model, not a curated record. The coding region runs from base 157 to 777 and encodes 206 amino acids. The transcript has a single exon.